Messenger RNA from Triticum aestivum (bread wheat), 1549 nucleotides. RefSeq lists its product as uncharacterized. The coding region runs from base 465 to 1235 and encodes 256 amino acids. The transcript has 7 exons. The record is from RefSeq and is a predicted model, not a curated record. Lineage: Eukaryota; Viridiplantae; Streptophyta; Magnoliopsida; Poales; Poaceae.
GUAUUAUCGAGUUCCACCAGCCCAAGUUUUCAACUUUGUUUGCGUCCUUUUUCUUACUUUCUUUGCGUCUUAAUCGCUCGGUUGGCGCCAUUCAGAAUCCACGUAGUAUUUUGCCUGCAUGGAAUUGUCUUCCGUGUAAGUUUUGACGAUGCCGCGCCGUGGGCGAGAGGAUAUUCGGACCGAGCGCCACGGCCGCGCUGCAGCAGAGGGAAGAUCCGUUCGGAAUCGGCAUCCUCUGCUCCCCACAUGACUUGGCGUCUCUCGCGUCGCGCCAGGAUUUCCAACAACUUCACAUCCAUACGCUAUUUAUUCCCCUCGCCCGUCGCCGGCCGGCCGGCCAUCCACCAACGCCCGCCGGAGAAGAGGCAGAAGGUCCGCCGCAAUCUCGGGUAGCCAGCCGUGCAUAGCUAAGGCCUCACGGGUAUAAGUCGACCGUACGCUGCUAAAGGAGGGGCAAGGCAAAAAUGUGUGUCCAGAGGGGUAGAAAACCCCCAGGCAUCUUGGAUGGGCUAUACGGCAUACAGAUUGCUCGUCGACUACCGCAGGCACAGAGCGAAGGCGAAGCCGUCCGGACCAGUUUCACCGAUUCGCCAACUUGUGAACACCAAAAUGGCGGUAGAACGGUCACACAACAACAUCAAAGACUGCUGAUACGACGACUGUGGCAGCAACGGCCCUCAUGCUUGAAGCCCAUCCACUGUGGCAUUACAUGUGACAAGCAUGCUGGUGAAACUUUUGCAAAUGUUGUCACCUCACUACCCUUCAUCGUCCUUGGACUGCAGACACCAAGGAAGAACUUGAACGCUGCCAUCUACGCCAACUCACUGGUUGGAGUAGGAAUAGCUUCAGGCCUGUAUCAUUCUUCCCGAGGUGAGGUCAGAAAAAUCCUGAGAUGGGCCGACUAUACUAUGAUUGCCACCACUACGCUGUGUUUAUCCAGGGCAGUCAGAAAUGAGAACCCAGGACUACUGAUGGCAGCAUCAACGUUGCUGCUGCCGUUUCAGCCUUUCAUGGUUUCAGCUGUCCACACCGGAAUGAUGGAGGUUUCCUUCGCAAAGAGAGCAUCAGUUGAACCAGAGCUCAGAACGGUACAUAACCUGCACAAGAUGUCAUCUCUUUUGGGAGGUGCGCUGUUUAUUGCCGACGAUUACUUCCCAGAGACACCCUAUAUCCAUGCUGCAUGGCAUCUUGCUGCUGCUAUUGGCAUUGGCACAUGCAAUAAGCUUCUCGGGUGACACUGGAACCAACCCUGCUGCUAUCAACGAAUAGUUGAUUUCAGUUUAUCCAGGAGGAGUUAGAUUCAGCAACUAUCAACUUGCCGAUAUAAAAAAACAGUGUACAGAAUAGGUUACAUAGAGGAGCAUUGUUCAAAUUGAGAACAGAAGACUGCUUUCGUAUCUCUCAGAAAGAUUUAGCAAGGAAAAUGAGACGAACUAGGUAGCUUGUGCAUGUAGUUCUGCUAUGAUUUUCAAUUGGUGUUUAAUUAUUACUGUGACAGCAGGCUGGGCUGUCAUGACACUUUUUCCUACAAAAAUGAAUUAAGAUGGAC